AUGAGUUGCCCUCUGCUCGGCCGGGCCGGCUGUUGCCUAGGCGCCGACUCGUCUAGUGGACACGGUGGAGCCGACUGUGAGCCGAUUCAAUCGGCGGCAGUGCCUCGGUUUCGGGUUAGUCGAACGGUGAGAGACCACGUCAUGCCACACCGACAACAUGCUGGUAUGAACGGGCCUAGACGGAUGUACCGUAGUGACAGGAAAUGGCGGUUCUUGUAG
Protopolystoma xenopodis is the source of this 219-nucleotide messenger RNA. The record is from the annotation of a GenBank genome assembly. NCBI's taxonomy places the organism in Eukaryota, Metazoa, Platyhelminthes, Monogenea, Polystomatidea, Polystomatidae.